AUGAAAGAGCACAUUAACGAUCAUGUCAAGCUCCCUGCAUUUGGCCUUUCGGAUCACGCUACCGUCGAGCUCCAGCCCUUGGCUUGCUGCAAUCAGCCAACAGCCAAACACUUCAUUCUAUUCUUUUCUGUAAGAGAUACACCUCUUACAAACAAGAUCGCAAUGAGGUUAUAUUUGGAGAAAAUCGACGUUUUGGAGUCCUGUGAGGAGAUGACGCAGAUCUUAGAAGAGGCUAUCACUUUUGGCAUGGAUACAAUAAUUCCUUUACCACGGAAAACAGUAGUAGCAAACGAGGCGCCCUGGGUGAAUACCCAGCUCAAGUAUUUUGUUCGACGUCUGCAGAAGGCACUGGCCAGCAGUAGCAUGCUUGAUUCUCGCAUGCUACGAAAUACAGUCAACCGAGAAAGGAAGGCUUGUCGGGAAAAAUACUACGAGGCGAAGAAAGUGAAAAGGCUCAGCGGUAUCUCUAAGGCAGUCCGCGUGGACCCAGUAUUUGAUCUCAAGCACCUCACUGGCGUUGAGGGUGAAGUUGCAAAAGACUCGAAGCUCCUGGCCAAUUUUAUAAAUGACUCUUUUCUAUCACCAAUGAGUGUUUUUACGCCCUUGAGUCGAGAGUCACCUGCGCACGCCUACACUCACCUUGCCGAGUCCGAGCCUACCACCAUAACGGAACACUCGUUUAUCACUAAGUUAUCCGCAUUAAAUGCCAAAAAGGCGUCUGGUCCAGAUAGUAUACCCGCGUGGCUUUUAAAAGAUAAUGCCGACCUGAUCGCUGCCCCUGUUGCGGCUAUUUUUAACUCCUCCUUUCGGGAGUGCCAACUUCCGAAAUCUUGUAAAAGAGCCGAUAUCACUCCUCUUUCCAAGCAAACACCUAUUUUGGAUGUCAACAAACACCUUAGACCAAUCUCGCUGAUCCCGAUCUUGUCAAAGGUGGCUGAAAAAUAUGUUAAACCCGCUGUACUGAAGAAAAUAGAUCCAAACCAAUUUGGGACAGUCUCAAAUUCCUGCACGACGCAUUCGCUUAUUACUAUGCUACACAAUUGGUACAAGAAUACCGACGGGAAUGGCUCAACAGUACACGUAGUACUCUUCCACUUCAAAAAAGCCUUCGAUCUCAUUGAUCACCGGAUACUUCUUGGUAAAAUAGAGGAGUACGAUCUGCCCGUGUGGACUAUCAAAUGA
Messenger RNA from Nematostella vectensis (starlet sea anemone), 1182 nucleotides. RefSeq lists its product as uncharacterized. The record is from RefSeq and is a predicted model, not a curated record. The transcript is spliced from 2 exons. NCBI's taxonomy places the organism in Eukaryota, Metazoa, Cnidaria, Anthozoa, Actiniaria, Edwardsiidae. Bases 1 to 1182 code for a protein of 393 amino acids.